Messenger RNA from Penicillium lagena, 2286 nucleotides. RefSeq lists its product as uncharacterized. Lineage: Eukaryota; Fungi; Ascomycota; Eurotiomycetes; Eurotiales; Aspergillaceae. The transcript has a single exon. The coding region runs from base 1 to 2286 and encodes 761 amino acids. The record is from RefSeq and is a predicted model, not a curated record.
AUGGAAGACCACAGCGGUGCCGUCUCUCUGUCGCCGCUUACUCCUCGGAGUGCGAUGAGUUCAGAACUUGAAUCCGAUGUCAGCUCUGAAGACGAAACGUUAGGACAUUCCGGUUCAGCCGAUUUUGCUGCUGUACAUCACGAAGAGCAUGAGGAACUUCCGCCGUACUCGCGCUCUCCCCCGAAUCAACUUGCGGGCAUAAGAGGUGGAGACAGCACGUAUCUUCGUCGCUCGGUCCUUGCGCUGGUUCUCACCGUCACCUACGCGGCGCUGGCGCUAUACUCCUGGGUGAUAUUUGUUCGCCUCUCGUUUCGUCCGAUCGACAAACACUCAUGGCAAGCAUACAUGGUUGACACUGACUAUUAUGAUAUGUACUACCGGGAGCCGAUGAGUUACGCGGUGGAUGCGCGGUUCUAUCGCUCUGCGCAGAUUAUACAGAGCGUUGUCAGUGUGCUUACGCUUCCGUUGACUGCAGCCGUGUGUGCUAGUGCCGCGGUUGUUUUUGUGCAGAACCAAAAGGACGGGAUGAGCAUGAGCAUGCGACAUGUUAUGGCCCUGGCCGAUAAUCGGUGGAUGGAUCUCUCUCUGGUGAAGGAUGUAUUCCAGGUUGGCUGGAAGCGAUGUGGUAGCACCCUGCUAAUUUUGGGCGUCUUCCUCCACUUCAUCGGCGCAAUUCUCUACCCAAUCCAGUCAAUAUUUCUGACAAGCAAGCCCAUUUACGUCCCUAACUCCGCCAGCCAGCCGUUUAUAGGGGGCGACAUUGGCGCAUCAGACUACGAAGGAAUUAACUCGCCGUUCUACGGCAUGGAUGUGGUUAUGGUUCGUGGUGCUCUCGAAACGGCAGAUCCUGGUGCAUUUUUCCCCCAGUUGUGGCAGAGAAAAGGUGGACAACAAUUCAACACUUUAAGCAGCUUUGCAGGUAUGGCCGACCCUUUCUAUUGCGAGGUGCCCACAGGUUUCAAUACGGGAGUUCUACGUCAGUUUGCUCCCCGGGUCAACUCCAGCACCACAUAUAGCAGUAUCAAAGCGGCCCAGUGGCCGGCCGAUUGCGACCUUAUCGACAACGCAUUCUUUGCCAACUACUCAUCCGUUAUUAAUGGAGAUGAAAGCUGGGCAAUCACCGCCUGUAUGCCGGCAGAUGUCACCCAGUCGCCCUGGAAGUCAACCCGAGACCGUCAAGAGUUCACCGAAACCUUGUAUCUCAAUAUAUCUGUUUCCGACAUAUACGAACGCCAAGACACACCCGCCGGAGGCGCACUGUUUCAAAUCAAUGUCACUACGACAGCAGGGUUUUUUGAGUUGCCCAAUUACAUGAACGACGAAAUGCCGGGCCCGUUGCUCGAGAGUGACCCCACGACUAGUCUCUGCGGCGCGGAUUGUUAUGCACAGCACAUUGGGAUUUAUGCAAAAAAGCGUGUCCGCCGCGCCAGCACCACAACCGGCAACGCUACAAACCCUCCAACCAACGGGCUCUCGACGAUAAACAAAGGCCCGCUGCUGACGACAGCGCAUGCCAUGUUCGGCCCGGGAUCUUUCAUCGAGACCUUUUCUGCCUAUUUCAGCGUCAUCGGGGGUAACAUCCCAAGCAGCGCAACCGGCGAACAUAGCUAUUACGGUUGCAUCGCACUCGCACCUGCCAUGAACCUUUUCAGCAAUUCUUCAGAUGACAACGAGUUUUGUAUCAACAUCGACUUCUCAGAUCCCAGUGAAAACAAUGCCCAUGGCAUUGUUGAAGACUGGAUCGCUACUAUAUACUUGAACCCUGGAAAUAUACCUAACGCCUUCACGUCCGCUGCCUUCCUCUCCAACAAAAAUCUCGUUGAAUCUAUGCAAGCCUCAUGGGCUAUUCACCAGGAUCUUGGGACCGAGAUGAAGAUCCCGGACAUCAGCCUCGGAGGCAUCGUCGCGGUCUCAGUUCUCAUGGGCCUGUACCUCCUCCCGCUAGUGGCGUUAGCACUCUACGCGAGCCUGUAUCCGCGUUGGACACGACGACUGGAUUCGUUCGCCAUGCUGCGGCUCGGCGCGUCGAUGGGCGAAGAAGUCUUCCCGAUGCUCGUUGCGUACGAUAAGAACGCUAUUAGAGAGCUUGACGAGAUCCCCGGUGUUGUUCGCGAAAUUGGCCAUGCUUCAGGGACCGAGAGCAGCCCUGUUGGAAGGAUUGGUCUUGGAGGAGGGAAACCGCUGCAAGGAUUGAGGAAAUAUCAGUGUUUUGAAGGAGAUAAUCAGUUUAUGAGCAUGGCAGAGCGUAUCCAAAGGCAUCAAAUGCAGCGGAGGGCUAAUGCAUAG